Emiliania huxleyi CCMP1516 is the source of this 198-nucleotide messenger RNA. RefSeq lists its product as hypothetical. The record is from RefSeq and is a predicted model, not a curated record. Bases 1 to 198 code for a protein of 65 amino acids. The transcript is spliced from 2 exons. Lineage: Eukaryota; Haptophyta; Isochrysidales; Noelaerhabdaceae.
AUGAGCAGCAUGUUCCGCUUCGCCUCCUCCUUCGACAAGGACGUCAGCUCGUGGGACGUGUCGGCGGUCCAUGACAUGUACGACAUGUUCUACGACGCCACAUCCCUCAGUGACUGCAACAAGGCGUUCGUCCACGCCAGCCUCGGACUACAACUCGUGGGGCUCGCUCACCGAUCGGCGUGCUGGUUUCCCGCGUAA